Talaromyces amestolkiae is the source of this 801-nucleotide messenger RNA. RefSeq lists its product as uncharacterized. Gene Ontology annotation, molecular function: phosphatidylglycerophosphatase activity. The transcript has a single exon. The coding region runs from base 1 to 801 and encodes 266 amino acids. NCBI's taxonomy places the organism in Eukaryota, Fungi, Ascomycota, Eurotiomycetes, Eurotiales, Trichocomaceae. The record is from RefSeq and is a predicted model, not a curated record.
AUGGCCCCUCUAAACACAAACCUCCAAGCCUUCAAUCUAACCGUCUCAACCCUCCUCAAACAACCAUCCCAUUUCCUCCCCAAUUUAACCAUACCAACCUUCCUCGACCUGCCCGAACAAAUCGGCCACCAACUGGCCUCGUCUUCUUCAGCGACAAUAACCGGUCAGCAGCCAAAAAGAAUACCAAAAAUAAAAGCCCUGAUCCUCGACAAAGACAACACCCUCUGCCCACCCCACACAACAACUAUACCCAAACCAUACCUCGACAAACUCGAGCAACUCCGUACGUCGCCUACGUCGCCUUUCAAUCUGAAUACGAACCCGGAUGGAGUGCUGAUUGUGUCAAAUACGGCGGGAAGUCGGCCUGAUGUGGAGAAGUAUGUGGAUGAGGCGAGGACAUUGGAAGACAAGUUGGCGCAUUUGAGGAUUUCGGUUUUUCGUGUUCAAAAGCCUUCUACUACUACCAGCAAGAUAGAUGGUGCCGCAGGGCCAGGCGGAAGGAGGAAGCCGUUCUGCGGGCCCGAUGUGCUUGCGUGGUUUCGGGAGCGAGGGGUGAUCGAUCGACCGGAUGAGGUUGUUGUGGUUGGUGAUCGGUUGGGGACUGAUACUCUCAUGGCAGCACAGAUGGGGUCUUGGAGUGUAUGGUGUAAAGAUGGGGUGACGCAUUCGGUUACAGACCAGCCGAAAAUGGAUUAUAGAGGGUUUUUGGCCAAAGUGGAGAUUGUCUUGGAAAGAUACCUUAGAGAAAGCGGAGGCCUGAAGGCUAGAGUGCCCGAAGGGUGGGAGAGAGCUACAAUCUAG